UGAAACCAGAAGUACCUGAAAGCUUUCUCUCUCUCUCUCUCUCUCUACUUUCUCUCUCCUUCCACUCUGUCACCGUUUUCCACUCCACAGAAACCUUCUUCUUCAUCAUCAUCAUCGUCUUCUUCUUCUUCUUCUUCUUCUUCUUAGUUGAUACCAAUUUCCGAGUGUGAUUCUUCAAUCAUUCCUUGUUCCGCCGUUUCGAUUUCUUCUCCGAAGCUUUAUCUCAGAUUCCGUUGAUCGCUUUUUGGUUUGGUUUUGGGUUUUCUUCUUAUCAAUGCCGAUUGAAGAUGAUGUUGAGAGCUGCGGUAGCCGAGCCUCUGACUCCUCCUCGUCCCAAGCGAACCCGAGGCAUCAUCGCCAGAAGCUUGAUGUCUACAACGAAGUGCUCCGACGAAUCCAGGAAUCCAAUUUUCAUGAGGCCAAUUUACCUGGAUUUGAUGAUCAGCUAUGGCUUCAUUUCAAUCGCCUCCCUGCUCGAUACGCAUUGGAUGUGAAUGUCGACAGGGCGGAAGAUGUACUCAUGCAUAAGAGAUUACUUCAAUUGGCUGUAGACCCUGCUAACCGACCCGCAUUCGACGUUCGUUCUGUGCAGGUUUAUCCUUCUCCUAAUGAAAACUUUAUCAAUUCUUCUUUUCUGGAUUCUUCAAUGACGGAAGAUGCUCAGAGCUCUUUGAAUUAUUCUAACAGACAAGGGAACCAUCCACCUCCAACCUUUGGUUCUUCUCCUAAUCUUGAAGCAUUUGCAAUUCAGGCCUGCAAGUAUGGGGUCGAAGAUAGGGACAGUGCCCUAAACAUGACACCCUGCUUUUCUCGGCCAAUGCAUGAGAUCACAUUUGCAACAAUUGACAAGCCUAAACUCCUUAGUGAGUUAACUUGCUUCCUAGCUGAUGUUGGACUUAACAUACAAGAAGCUCAUGCUUUCUCCUCUGUUGAUGGUUUCUCUCUGGAUGCUUUUGUCAUCGAUGGAUGGCCUUAUGAGGAAACCGAGGAGCUGAAAAGGGCAUUAGAAAAAGAAAUUUUAAGUUUUAAGGAACAGUGUUGGUCAGAAAAGCAGCCGAGUCCUGCUUUGGGUAAGCAUAACCAGAAUAGAGUUGAAUCUUUUCCUUGUUGUGUUGAGAUACCUACUGAUGGUACUGAUGUCUGGGAAAUUGACACCAGACAACUAAAAUUUGAGAAUAAAGUUGGAUCCGGGUCGUAUGGGGACCUGUAUCGGGGCACUUAUUGUAGUCAGGAAGUAGCUAUUAAAGUACUGAGGCCUGAGCGUCUUAGCGAAGAGAUGGUCAAAGAAUUCUCUCAAGAAGUUUAUAUAAUGAGGAAAGUUCGGCACAAAAAUGUUGUUCAAUUCAUUGGAGCAUGUACCAAACCUCCAAACCUCUGCAUCGUGACGGAGUUUAUGUCGAGAGGAAGUCUAUAUGACUUCCUUCACAAGCAAAGAGGUGUAUUUAACCUUCCAUCUUUACUUAAAGUAGCCAUUAACAUUUCAAGAGGGAUGAACUAUUUGCAUCAAAAUAAUAUAAUCCAUCGAGACCUCAAGACUGCCAAUCUUCUGAUGGAUGAAAACAUGGUUGUUAAGGUUGCUGAUUUUGGAGUUGCCAGAGUUCAAACUCAAUCUGGAGUAAUGACAGCUGAAACUGGAACAUACCGGUGGAUGGCUCCUGAAGUUAUUGAGCAUAAACCAUAUGACCACAAGGUAGAUGUUUUCAGCUUUGGAAUAGCUUUAUGGGAGCUUUUAACCGGAGAUAUUCCUUACUCAUCCAUGACCCCAUUACAAGCAGCUGUUGGCGUAGUCCAGAAGAGACUGCGACCUACAAUACCGAAGAAUGCUCAUCCCGUUGUUGCUGAACUGCUUGAAAGAUGCUGGAGGCAGGACCCAACCGAACGGCCAAACUUCUCUGAAAUUUUAGAGAUCCUCAAACAGAUAGCUGAGCAGGUCAAAAACAACGGGGAAAAUCAACGCAAGAAGGAUAAAAUAUCCAGUGUGUUCUUCUCAGCCUUCAAGAGGGAGCACCACUGAAUACACUGGACGAGCUUCGCCAGAGGUACAAUGGUGCUGGUAAUCAAUAAGACCCUCCCACAAAAAGUAGGAAAAUGUUUGGACCGCCUUUUUUGUGACUUUCGUGUUCAUGUUUCCUUCUUUACCUAACAGCUAUAUUGGUAGAUAACCCGUAGCAUGCUGUAUAAUAUGCUAUUCAAAACUAAUACAUCUGAAUGUAGAAUUCGCCUUCUUUCUUUGAUAUUA
Messenger RNA from Cucurbita maxima (winter squash), 2239 nucleotides. RefSeq names its product serine/threonine-protein kinase STY8-like. The coding region runs from base 275 to 2014 and encodes 579 amino acids. The transcript is spliced from 16 exons. Gene Ontology annotation, biological process: protein phosphorylation. The record is from RefSeq and is a predicted model, not a curated record. Gene Ontology annotation, molecular function: ATP binding; protein kinase activity. NCBI's taxonomy places the organism in Eukaryota, Viridiplantae, Streptophyta, Magnoliopsida, Cucurbitales, Cucurbitaceae.